AUGCAGACUAGUGCCAACGGAGGCGACAGCAGCAAUGAAAUAAUCUACAACAAGGUGAUAUUGGCUCCCAUGGUCCGGGGCUCCGAACUUGCUUUCCGUUCCCUCGUUCGUCGAUACCAUGUCACAAACUGUUACAGUCCCAUGUUGCGGUCCGAAGAAGUUGUCAGGGCGUUUCAAGUGUGGCAAAAUGGCAAUUUCCAAAACUAUCAGGAUCCUAAAUUAUUGGAUGAGUUGAAACAUGAGGAUGGAGUUCUUUUCUUUACCGACAUUUUGCGAGAUACAGAACCAUUGACGGUGCAAUUAUGUGGCUGUGAUCCGAACACUUUGAGUGAAGCGAUACAUGCUCUAUUGACAUUAAUAAACCCAGGGAUAUUGCAGGGAGUUGAUUUCAAUCUGGGAUGUCCGCAAAAAUGCGCAUCGGAUGGAUGUUUUGGCGGCUUUUUAGCAGAAAAGAAACCAGAGUUGGCUCUGGAAUGUGUUGCCGCCAUGAAACAGGCGAUGGAUGGCUUCCGAACGGACCGCAAACCUGUUUUGUCGUGCAAGAUUCGAUUGCUAGAAGAUCAAGGCAAAACGUUAGACUUCGCCCAGGCCUUGCAAGACGCUGGCUGCGAAAUUUUGGGGGUCCACUGCCGCAAACGAAGUGACAAGCACAAUGGACCUGCUGCUUUAAAAAUUGGAAAACUACUGGCAACAUCUCUCUCGAUUCCUGUCAUUAUCAAUGGAAUGGAUGUUGCCAAGCUGCAAGACAUCAAGGAUACGCUGCGAACGACACAAGCGCAUUCGGUCAUGAUUGCCCGCAACUUUUUGGCUAAUCCCAGAUUGCUAUUGGAAACAACGAAGGAAGAUCCCGCCGAGUUGGGAGCUGAAUAUUUGGACUGCUGUGAGGAGUAUCCUCCCCCGUCGGCCUUGUACAUUCAGAAGCAUUUGCGCUGGAUCUUUCGAAUCCACUUGGAACCAGCGAAAGCAAAAGACGGCGAUAAGAUCGACUAUUCUGACUGGAGGGUCCGAUUGUGGACCUUUAUGGUGCGGCCCUACAUUACUACCCUAUACCAAUUUCGCCUGCUGAUUGCACUAUAUGUAAAAUUGAAUGGUUCGACCUUGCCAGCACCUUUGCAGAGCCUACCAGAGCCCUCCUUCAAGUCUAUCCGGCAUGCCACCAGAGAGCCACCCAGUAGAUCGAAGGACGAGAGAGAUAAGAAGCGCGCCAAAACAGCGGAUGGAUGA
Molecule: messenger RNA, 1224 nt
Organism: Cylindrotheca closterium
Lineage: Eukaryota; Bacillariophyta; Bacillariophyceae; Bacillariales; Bacillariaceae
Source: the annotation of a GenBank genome assembly